This is a messenger RNA of Scatophagus argus, 5627 nucleotides long. RefSeq names its product par-3 family cell polarity regulator beta b (gene pard3bb). The record is from RefSeq and is a predicted model, not a curated record. Gene Ontology annotation, cellular component: apical plasma membrane; apical junction complex; adherens junction. The transcript has 26 exons. Lineage: Eukaryota; Metazoa; Chordata; Actinopteri; Scatophagidae. Gene Ontology annotation, molecular function: phosphatidylinositol binding; protein binding. Gene Ontology annotation, biological process: establishment or maintenance of epithelial cell apical/basal polarity; establishment of centrosome localization; microtubule cytoskeleton organization. Bases 1193 to 4906 code for a protein of 1237 amino acids.
UCUCUCACUGGACCAGUAAUCGCAGUACUUCCCCUUUAAGAAAGUGACAGUAACGAGCGCUGGAGAAGCUGGUCAGGAACUGGCCAGGAGCGGACGGCAGUGAAGGAAUCUCCAAACUUUUUCCCAGCACACAGUGCCGCGGUCCGUUUACUGUCUAACUUCGCCUUCGGCUUGUCCACGACUGUCAAAAAUAACGGCUGCGUUGCCAUACUGUGUGUGUGUCGCUGAGAAAGUGGAUGCUACUGGGCGCUUGGAAGAACGAAACUUGCUAGAGGAAAAACUUAUGGAGUGAUGCCCGAGCGACUGCAUCCCUCCCUCCAAAGUUCAGCUAAGGUGGCUAACGUUAGCUAGCUCAGGACUCAGCUUGCUAAUCCUGGUGUGGAAAGUUUGGAAGAACUUUUGUUCGUAUGUCAAAACAAGUAGUAACAAAUCACCUGAUGUAGCUGAGGAAGGCUUGAGGGAAACUAAUACUUGUGGAAAACUUAACGUUAUCAUCCUUGGCUUGUUGUCUUAGCCCGACCCGGUUACAAUAUCAAGCUAAUCAUUUUUAGCCAAGUGGAGCUAGCUGACAGACAGCUAGCCUCUGGAAAAGUGAAGUUAUCCAGAGCUUGUGAGCUCAAACUCAGUCAGAAAUGACACGACAUACAAAUUUCGUCUACCAGCUAGCAGCUAACUCCACCGUGAAAAGACUGCAGUGUUUUUAACGUUUUGGGACCAGCUGAGUAGUAUCAACACGUACUGGAUGCUACUUGAGAUGUGAAGUGAUGAGGCUGAGCGAUAACCCUGAUGACCGCAUCAUGAGAAAGUAAUAUCGGAGCCGGAUGUACUUCAUUCCUGUCAUUAUUAUUACUUUGCCUUGUGCUCGGUAGGAAUGGCAUGGACAGACAGUAAACAGAUUUGACAGAUACUAAGGAGCUCUGUUGAAUGUGGGCAACUUUUUACAAGCCGUGUGACUUCUGAAGGAGCUGGGUCGAGUGUUUUGGUCUGUACUGUUGAUCCCAAGCCGCUCAGUUAUCAUCAACUCUGCAUUUUUUUGUUUGUUUUUUUAUUUUGCCAUUUCAGUUUGGCCACAUCCCUGCCUCUUUAUUGAGAGUUUCUGGGGGCCAUUCCAACUUAAGGUUUGUAGUCUUCUUGCAUUAUCAUCAGGCACAUCCACAGGGCCUGCAUCUUGGAUGAAGAGGAGAGUGCUGUCAUGAAGGUGACAGUGACAUUUGGACAGACAGGUGUGGUGGUACCCUGCAAGGAGGGGUGGACCGUGAGAGACCUCAUCCAGCAAGCCACGCAGAGAUACAGAAAACUCCUGGAACAGGAAGGAGAGUUCCUGGUCCGGACUCACCACGUUGAAUACUGUGACGGGGGGAUUCUGGACCCAGAUGACAUACUCAGUGAUUUGGUAGAGGACAAAGAUAAGCUGAUGGCGGUGUAUGAGGAGCAGGAAGCCCAGCAGAGGGGUGUGGCUAACACAAGUCUAACCCCCAGCCCAGACCUCUACCAGUCCGAGCUCUCUGUCUUCCAGCCAAUCACAGGAGGGGAGAUUGAAGUCAAUUCCUCAGCCCUCAAGUCCAACACCCCCCUGUUGGUGAGAAGUAGCAGUGACUCAGCACUCGGCCCACAGCUGACAGAGACUGAACCCUCCUCCGUCAAUGAGGACACCUCCAUGAUGGCAGCCAGUCCCGCUGUGGAGAGACCAGCAGGGGUAGACCGACCCCAAGGCAAACACUCGUUCAAUGGCAGCCUGACUAGAACAGUGGAGAUCCUGGGAGAGGACAGUCCCCUGGGAAUCCAUGUGGUCCCUUACUGCUCGUCGCUCAGUGGACGGUCUCUUGGUCUGUACAUUCGAGGAGUGGAAGAGGAAAGUCGCUCAAGAAAGGAGGGCUUGUUCCAAGAGGAUGAGUGCAUCGUCAAGAUCAACAACACCGACCUCAUGGAAAAGACGUUUAGCCAAGCCCAGGAAGUGUUCCGUCAGGCAAUGCGCUCCCCAGUUGUCCGUCUGGAAGUAGUUCCCUCCUCUAACAGAGAACGCUAUGAGAGGAGUCUGAUUGGUCAGCUGUUUGGCAACAGUUCUGGUCCUGACAGCAGCCCACGAAUCAUCAAAAUCAAAGAGCCCCCGCCACCUGUCAAAGCCAAACCCAUGUUUAAGCCCUCCGAGAAUGCAGCUCCACGGCUGGCAGAGGAAGCUGCCCCUAUGGAAGCUACUGUUAGUAGCCCCAAGGGCAGGAGUGAGAGCCCCCUCCUGAAGAAAAGCUCUGCCUUCUCCAACUUGGUGGCCAAUAAGAGAGGAGGAAGAAGACUGAGGAUCGAUCUAAAGAAAGGUUCGGAAGGUCUUGGUUUUACUGUAGUAACCAGAGAUUCUUCAGUCCAUGGUCCUGGUCCCAUUCUUGUCAAAAACAUUCUGCCACGUGGAGCUGCUGUCAAAGAUGGACGCCUGCAGUCUGGAGACCGCAUACUUGAGGUCAACGGUGUGGAUAUCACAGGUGUUGGCCAAGAGGAGUUGGUGUGUAUGCUACGCAGCACGCGUCAAGGAGAGAGCGUGUGUCUCGUGGUUCAACGGCAGGAAGACAUGUUCCUGCCCCGAGAGAUGAAGGACGAGAUUUCUCGCGUGCCGGCCUUUGUUUCUGAGAAUGGGAAGGAGCAGCUAAUGUUUGAGGUGCCUCUUAAUGACAGCGGCUCGGCUGGGCUCGGCAUCAGCCUCAAAGGAAACAAGUCCAGGGAGACAGGAGAGGACCUGGGGAUCUUCAUCAAAUCCAUUAUACAUGGAGGGGCUGCGUACAAGGAUGGACGUUUGCGUGUCAAUGACCAGCUGGUAGCCGUAAACGGAGAGUCGCUGCAGGGAUGCUCCAAUCAUGUGGCCAUGGAGACACUCCGCCGCUCUAUGUCGCAGGAGGGAAACAUAAGAGGGACAAUCCAGCUAGUGGUGCUAAGAGCUCUGAAGGAUCAACAUGGCGUGUCACCCAACCGCUCGUUUGACAGCUCCUCUGGCCUGUCAGGUCUGGGGAGCCCACUGAACGGUCAGACUAACGGACCAAUUCAGCCUCUGGUGGUUAACAACAGUGUCCCUGCUUUUAAUGUGACCAAUGGGAGCUGUUCUCACAUGGACGAAGAAGAGGAUGCGGAGCUGCAUGGACACGGAGCAGAGUUCAGCAGCUCCUUUCUACAGGAGAGGGAAAACUCCCACACUUCUAGCCCGGCUCAGCCCCAGUCUCCUACCCAGAACCAGAACCAGCGGCAGGUUCAGCAUGUUAAAGCCUCCAAGAGCAUGGACCUGGGUACGACUCAGAACCAGCAACCCACUGUGGCAGAUGAGAGCAAUGUCGGAUCCUUGGUUGGAAACGCUGCAGCUCCAUCAACCCCUCUAGAACUUGGACCAACCCUCGGCUUGAAGAAGUCCAGUUCGUUGGAGAGUCUCCAGACAGCCAUGUCGGAGGUUAACAGAAAAAACGAAUUCCUCCCAUUCCACCGUCCACGCCAAAAUAUGGUCAGGGGAAGAGGCUGCAACGAGAGUUUCAGAGCAGCUAUUGAUAAAUCCUAUGAUGGGCCCCCUGAAGAUGAUGAUGAUGAUGGUUCGGAGCUGAGUUCAGGCCGGGACACCCCCGCAAGUAGUUCGUCCCGCCAGGGAGUGGGGGAUCGCACAGAGGAGAAAGGCAAAAAAGACAAGAAAAAGAAAUCAAAAACAAAGAAGAAGGAAAAGAACAAGGGGAAGGGAAAAGAGAAAGAGAAAAAGAAAGCAGAGGAGCCUGAGGAGACAGAAAAGAAGAGCAAAAAGAUAGGCUUUGGCCUGCUGAGAUUCGGGAAGAAAAAAGACGAGAAGAAGGAGGCGAAAGCAGCUCUGCAGCGACAGAAAUCAGACAUUUUGAGUGACCAUGAGUUUGAGAGGAUGAAGGAUGAGAGGGAAAGAAUCGAGGCCGGGCACCCUGAGCUGCGAGACCAGCGGUCCAGAGACCAGCAGGGUGGUGGCGGCUCGACAUAUCCUGAUGUUGAGGAUGACGACACAGACCCAAACUAUGCACGAAUACAAUCCUUCAGGGACCGAAAUAUGGUUUCAGUGCCGCAGCCCAUGCCUCAGGCGCCACCAUAUAGUACAGUUCAGCACAUCCAUGCCCGCACCCCAUCCCCCCAAGGCCCUUCAAGCUUUCCAAGGCAUGGAAGUCACGGUAACGAACCUGCAGCCGUCCCUGAUGAUGACCCCCUUGAUAGACUGUACGCCAAGGUCAAUAAACCAAAGGGAGCCGGAAGCACAUCUCCUCCUGUCUCUGCUGCUGCCAAUGACAGUGUGGACAGGAUCCAACAGUUACGAAGAGAAUACCAGCAGGCAAGGAGAGAAGGAAUGGUGCCGCCUUAUGAAGAAUUGGAGCCACGACGGCGAGGGCAUGAAAAUGAUGCUCACAGGAUGCCAGGCAGAGGGGCAGAUCAUCGCUUGGCGCCGCGUUAUGAAGAGGUGGAACGUCAGUAUGCCUCCUUACCAAGACGAGGCCCACUGGAUCCAGCUGACUACCCCAUGCAGCCCUGGUCAGGUCAUUACACCGGACCUCCCCAGACCCAGCAGGUGUACCCUCAGUCCCCAUCCUACCCGAGCCCCAGCUCCCAGCCUGGCCCUUCUUACUCUGGCUACCCACCUGGACAUCCAUACGCACGGCCAGGAGACCCUCGAGGCGUUGACCCUGGAUACUACGCCCACCCGAGCUCCCAGCAGAGAGGCCCCUUACGGCAGGACGUGCCUCCGUCACCCACCCCACCACUUCGUGGACCACGGUACGACACUAUGACUCGUGGAAUCGGAGGUGGAGCUUACAGGCACCUGGUGGAUCCCAGUCCAGACCAGUACGGCUAUGCUGGGGAGGGGGGAAGACAGCAGCAGCAGCACCAAACCAACCCGAGACAGAAGAAUGCCAUGACUGCAGCUGUGUAGACCAAUCAGGUCCAGAAAUGGAAACGAGCAGAAGGCUAACUGCUUUGUGUUGCGCAGCUCUUCUGCUUUCGGUACUCCAAUGAAAAAGAGUUGAAUCCUCGUAACCGUGUGGUUGGAAUCACCAUCAUUAUCAGACGUUGUCCAUGCUGUUUGAAGUAUAUGGUAAUACACAGACAAGCAAGGUAAAGGAGGUUAAUUAUAGAGUGGUCUGCGUGAUGCACAAUGUCUUCUUGCUUGAAGUCACUUAAAUUGUUCUUUCCGGAGUGUAACACACUCCGGGUUUUUACUUUUCACUAAACUCCGAUUAAGUCGUCUCUUUCAAGGAGUCUGAGCAGCAAAGGUCAUUCGGUCCGUUUAAAUGAAGGCGAAAGAAUCACACACUCAUACUGUACCCGAUGGUUUCACUGCCGCUGCUUCAUGAACAAGAUAAAAAAAAUACUAAAAUGCUCUUUGUAACGUGGUGACAGAAAUAAAUGACACCUUUUAAUGUCGGUGUGUUGGUAAGAUUCAGCCAAAUGAUUUACCUCAAAGUGAUUUUAUGGCUUUGAGUGUCCUCUUAAGUAGAAGUUGAAGAUGAUGGAAAAAGUCAGACUGUUUGUUUUCCAAACUUGUAUGGAUAGCAAUAGAUUAGUCUGAAGAUAUUGUUAUUUUCUCUAACAGAAACAAAAACAAAAAAAAUCAUCAUAACUGUACAAUAACAAAGCAGUAUACACGUCUAUGC